This is a messenger RNA of Rhododendron vialii, 2998 nucleotides long. RefSeq lists its product as uncharacterized. The record is from RefSeq and is a predicted model, not a curated record. Gene Ontology annotation, cellular component: CCR4-NOT complex. Gene Ontology annotation, biological process: mRNA catabolic process; negative regulation of translation. Lineage: Eukaryota; Viridiplantae; Streptophyta; Magnoliopsida; Ericales; Ericaceae. Bases 98 to 1360 code for a protein of 420 amino acids. The transcript is spliced from 12 exons.
CAUAGUUCAGUAAUGAAAAUCAUCUCUUUCUCUCUCUCCCUCCUUCAUAGUUAGGGCUUCCAAUUGCCAACCAACAUAGCAGUCACACAGAACUACAAUGGUCAGCGAACAACAAUCGGAGUCACUGAUGUCGCUUCUUAACGCCGGCGAACAUCGCCCGUUGGAUGAAAUCGUUUCCGAUUUCAACUCCAAGUUUCCUGGCCUCCUCCGUUUCGUUCUCUGCUCUUCCCUCUCCCUUCUCUUGGAGAACAAAAAGAUGCUUAGACCGACGCAGCGUUUGGUUGCACUUGCGAUUCUUCACCAGAAUUAUUCCUCUCAGAAGCCUUCUUCGAAUCCAUUCAUUUCUUUACUUGUAAAUGCUGCUUGUGAUGAGGAAGCUGAAAUUUGUGAAAGGGCAUUUAUUAUUCAACUUUUGGGCUCCAACAAUUCUGUUCUCAAACUGUCUGCUGCAGAUUUCAUCAAAAGUUUUGAUCCAUCAUCACUCGCUCUCCCACAGCGUGAGCAGUUGCAGAAGCAGUAUUGUAAUAUAGCUCAUCCAGAAUCAUUUAAUUGCUUAUUCAAGAAUGCUUGCGUGAAAAAUGUUGUACCAGACCCUGAUCUUCCCCCCGGUUGUGACCAAAAUUCACAAGAAUUUGAACUGCAGCCUGGAGUUAAACCUAAAAUUGGGUCUGGAGACAGAGAUCAAAUGAUCACAGGAUUAUUGCAGAAUUUGUCUCUGGAAGGUCUAGGUCCUCGGUGGAUCAGGCCUCUUCCCCCAAGGCUCCCAAUACAGGAGGGAGAGCUUGUGUGGCUUAACCCCGCCAAUAAGCAUGAGCUUUUAUGGGACUACGGAAUGUGUGCCGAUACCAGCAGAGGGGCUGCAGUUAGAGAUCUAAUUACAAAAGCUUUGAAGGGGCCACUUGGCCCUGCUCAACAAGAGCAAGUCCUGGUUGAGUUGACAAAUGACCCCAAGCUUGUUUAUCAUUGUGGAUUGACACCAAGAAAGCUUCCGGAACUUGUGGAGAACAAUCCCCUUAUUGCAGUUGAGGUGCUCAUUAAGUUGAUGAAUUCACCUGAAAUUUCAGAAUACUUCACUGUUCUUGUGAAUAUGGAUAUGAGUCUACAUUCAAUGGAAGUUGUGAAUAGGCUUACCACAGCUGUUGAGCUUCCUACAGAGUUUGUGCACUUGUACAUAACAAAUUGCAUAUCAUCCUGCGAGAACAUCAAGGAUAAAUAUAUGCAGAACAGACUUGUGAGGCUUGUCUGUGUUUUCUUACAGAGCCUAAUCAGAAACAAUAUUAUCAAUGGUAUAAGGGGCUGCUGUUUCAGCGGUAAAACUUUUUUAGAGCAGCUACUUUGUGCAUAUAUUGCCAAAGGUUAGGUUUGUCUCCAGUCCUACCCCGCCAUACCUCCAUUGAUUGGACUGUUAUUGUUGUAUUUUUCGUAUGGUCGUGCAACAUUCUUUUGACAAUUUCUGGAAGCACAAUCCGCAGCCAUUUUAUUUUACAGAUUGGUUGCUCAUGCUACUUUUCCUUGUACAAUUCCAGCUUUUUAUUGUUAUCAUUUCCUUGCUGAAGCUACUAUGAUUCUGUUACGCAUUUGUAAUUUUUAAUCAUUGAGUUGGAUGCUUAUACUCUACAAACUUUUUGUUGAAGAUUGAAAGUACGAUUAUUUGCUUGGGGUUUUGUUAAUUUCCCUUCUCUGAGUCUGGGCUGGAUAGUAGGAAGAAAUGGGUAUGUGCGCGCGCGCGCACACACACACAGAGAUGGAGUUCUCUGUUGUACACUGACCAGGGAUGGAGCGCGUUGAUUGUACAGGGGUCAACUGACUCCACUCGCAUUGAAAUGUUGCCGGAGUUAAUAUUUUUUUUCGAACCUCCUUGUACUAUUUUGACCCCAGUAUCCAAAAUAUCUGGCCCUGUCACCAGGGGAAAGGAAAGCCUGCCAUAGAGCAAUCAACUAGAAGUAGAAGAUUGAUGGCUUGAGGGAACCUGGCCUCUCGGGAAACAUCACCCGAUGCCUUGCUACAGAGAGAGCAUAUCACCAAGGGGCAAGGGGACAUCCUAGCCUGGUAAACUUGACAUUCGUAUUUAGACCUGCUCACUCCAAUUCUUUUAUGAGCAAUGACACGAAAUUCCUGCGACUACUCCUACAAUUGGGGUAUGACAAGCAGGCGCAGCGUGCCCCAGGGGUUGAGAAAAUCGUCCAUGAUCUUUGACUAUCUGCUAUUGAGCAUUGCGGGCUUAGAACUGGCUCCUCGAAUAUAUACUUGCCUUAGUAGAGAAAAUAUAUAUACCUUACAAGAUCUUAUAAUAGCAAGACAAACGUAGGAGCUUGUGGAGAGCCUUAAUUUUGUCAGUGAGCUCCGUGCUGAUGGCAACAGUUGGAAUGAGAACCUGCUUUUAGAAUGCUUCCUGGUUUUUUUAGUUCAUAAUUGCAUUAUCCAUGGCCCAAUUUCCCAUCCUUCUAUGGGUGACCAUUUGGUGUGAAUGAGAAUUCCUUCUGGUCGUGUAUCUACCACAACCUGCAUAUGAGGUGGCAAGUGAAGGUAUGGGUGGAUAUUAUAAUGAAGAAGGGACCACCCUUUGUGCUUGAACCCGCCGUGCCCUUUGGUUGGAUAUGUUUAAAGCUUUGUUCCUGACCUCCUCCUCCAGCUUACAUUCAAGACUCCUAUAAUUAUUAUUGUUUAUGUAACAGAGAUAUGAUAAAUAUCUCUCUAUCUUAUACUUAGGAGACGAACAAGGAAGCUAUAAGUCUUGUACAUAGAAAAUGAGACUCAAUCUUUUUACUGCGAAUUUAUAAGUUGUUUCUUUCACUCGGCCCAACUCCUGCGCAAUAAUACUUCCAGACGAGUUAAAGUCUACGGAUCUUAUUCAAUUUAUACAGAUGAUGUUCAGGUUCGAUGAACUUCUUGAUUUAAAAAAAAAAGAAAACAUAUGCUUGCAUAUUCGUCCAUACUUUCAAUAUCUCCUUUUGAUUCAUUUUUAUCAUUUUUGGCAUAAAUGCCUCCCCCGGGGCCC